AUGUUAGGACAAAAUGCAAAACUAAAAAAUAUUGUUUACCUGAUGAUUAAUAUGCGGGUUGCCACAGGGCAGAGCCCCGGGUUGCCACAGGGCAGAGCCCCGGGUUGCCACAGGGCAGAGCCCCGGGUUGCCACAGGGCAGAGCCCCGGGUUGCCACAGGGCAGAGCCCCGGGUUGCCACAGGGCAGAGCCCCGGGUUGCCACAGGGCAGAGCCCCGGGUUGCCACAGGGCAGAGCCCCGGGUUGCCACAGGGCAGAGCCCCGGGUUGCCACAGGGCAGAGCCCCGGGUUGCCACAGGGCAGAGCCCCGGGUUGCCACAGGGCAGAGCCCCGGGUUGCCACAGGGCAGAGCCCCGGGUUGCCACAGGGCAGAGCCCCGGGUUGCCACAGGGCAGAGCCCCGGGUUAGGGGUAAGGGUAAGGGUAAGGGUAAGGGUAAGGGUAAGGGUAAGGGUAAGGGUAAGGGUAAGGGUAAGGGUAAGGGUAAGGGUAAGGGUAAGGGUAAGGGUAAGGGUAAGGGUAAGGGUAAGGGUAAGGGUAAGGGUAAGGGUAAGGGUAAGGGGUAA
This is a messenger RNA of Heterostelium album PN500, 564 nucleotides long. RefSeq names its product RNase P protein subunit, RNase MRP protein subunit. The coding region runs from base 1 to 564 and encodes 187 amino acids. Lineage: Eukaryota; Evosea; Eumycetozoa; Acytosteliales; Acytosteliaceae. The transcript has 3 exons. The record is from RefSeq and is a predicted model, not a curated record.